Messenger RNA from Rhipicephalus sanguineus (brown dog tick), 1065 nucleotides. Its product is annotated as cardioacceleratory peptide receptor-like. The transcript is spliced from 4 exons. Gene Ontology annotation, biological process: G protein-coupled receptor signaling pathway. Lineage: Eukaryota; Metazoa; Arthropoda; Arachnida; Ixodida; Ixodidae. Bases 1 to 1065 code for a protein of 354 amino acids. The record is from RefSeq and is a predicted model, not a curated record. Gene Ontology annotation, cellular component: membrane. Gene Ontology annotation, molecular function: G protein-coupled receptor activity.
AUGGACAAGGUGUCCGGAAGUUGGGUUCUGGGUCCCUUGGGCUGCAAACUGGUGGUGUACGUGCAAAUGGUCACCCUCGCCUCGACGACCUUCAUCCUGGCAUCGAUGAGCUACGACAGGUACGCGGCCAUCUGUCGACCGCUCGAGUCGCGGUCGGGACUGCGCCGCGCGAAGGCCAUGCUGGCCACAUCCUGGGUCCUCGCCUUCAUCUUCGCCAUUCCACAGCUCUUCAUCUUUGUCGAGGUGCAAACAGGGGUGACCGUGUCAGGCCAACCACACAUGGAGUGUCUCAGCGUUGGCUACACGCGCCAUUGGCAACGUCAGCUCUACUUCUCAUGGCUCACACUGUAUAUCCUGGUGGUGCCAGGACUGCUGAUUUCGGCCUGCUACCUGCGACUGCUGCGCGUUGUAUGGACCGCCUCGGCACCGGACGGCGCUGGCUUCCUUGUAGCGGCCGGCUCUAAGGACAAGGACCAGAUCGGCGCUAGCUUCAAGUCCAACGGCAAGGGUCCGCCACCGACUCUGCGGCGCUGCACGCAGGCACAUCCGCUGCUGCCCCGGGCACGCGCCAAGACGCUCAAACUCACGGUGUGCAUCAUAGCGAGCUUCAUGCUUUGCUGGAUACCGUACUUUGCGGUGCACAACGUGCGAAUCCACAGCCACUAUUGCAUCAAGGUGCCACGUGCCAUCAUCGUGUUUGCCGAGACAGUAGCAUUGCUCAACAGCGCCGUCAACCCCAUAUUUUACGGCCUCUUCAACGUCCACAUCCGCCGCGGACUGUGCGAGAUCCUGUCGAGAGCUCGAGGCAGCAGCCGUCGCCACAGCUGCUACUACGGCCACGACUCGACUCUUCGUCAGCGAGGCCGGAACACAGCCCACGCCGUGGCACUCACGACGAGCACCUGCGCUCCCGAUGCCAGCUCCCUGGCAAGCCCCGCCCACCACAAAGGCCGCUUGCUCCAGCAGCUCCAACACGAUGAACAGGAUAGCGUGCAUCUAGGCAACGUCGAGGAGGUGCCAUUGGUUGCAAUCAACGGCAACGCCACUCCACCAUGUGCAGUGUAA